AUGGGUUUCGUGCAGCGUGUCCUCAAGCGCCUGCCCUCAGUGUCGCAGGGCCCAUCUCCCGAGGAGUUCAAGAAUGGAAAAUCGAGGACGCUGCCGCGAUUAUCGUUCUUUCGCAGGCGGAUCAGAUUAAAAGGCAAUUCUUCGAUUUCCAUACCGUUGGGCUUCCUGCUCCUCUUUCCGAGCUUGGUGGUGUUGUUAAUCCUCAUACUUGUGGUGAAACAUCCAAGUUCGCCGGGACGUAUAAUGCUCCCUGCUGGCACACCCCCUUCCAUAAGAAAAAUCAGCGAGAAACAUGACCGCGUGUUUGCAACGGGUUGCUUGAACCCCGAGGAGUCUGCAAAGCAACCUCGCGCAAAUGCGGCUUUCGUCGUCCUAGCCCGAAACAAAGAGCUUGAUGGAGUGAUACAGUCUAUUAAGAGCAUCGAGCGACAUUUCAAUCGAUGGUUUCACUACCCCUACGUGUUCUUGAACGACGGAGAUUUCGAGCAGUCCUUCAAGGACACCAUCACAAACUACACAAGCGCUCCUGUGGAAUUCGGAAAGAUCGAUGCGACUAUGUGGGGCUAUCCGGAAUGGGUUGAUCAUGAAGUUGCACGAGAAGGAAUUCGAAAGCAAGGAGAUGCAGCCAUCAUGUACGGUGGAAUGGAGAGCUACCAUCACAUGUGCCGUUUUUACUCGGGCUUUUUCUACAAGCACGAACUCCUCCAGAAAUAUGAGUGGUACUGGCGCCUGGAACCCGAAAUCAAGUAUUUCUGCGACAUCACAUAUGACCCCUUCAUCGAGAUGGCUAGGUCCAACAAAACUUACGGCUUCACCAUCGCCGUCAAAGAGUUGAAGGAGACAGUCCCGAACAUCUUCCGUUACGCGUCAGCCUACAAGCGGAAACACAACAUGAAGUCCAAGGGGCUUUGGGAAAUGUUUGUGGAUAAAUCACGGGAAAAGGAGGAUGCGUCCUCAGGAGGAGACAAGAGGGCCAAAACAUUGCCCAAUGAAAUCUUGCAGACGGAACCGGGACAUCAAAACAUUGAAGAUAUUGACCCGGAAGCCAUGGAAGGCGAAAAGUACAACAUGUGCCAUUUCUGGAGCAACUUCGAGAUUGCCAAGUUGGACUGGUUCCGAAGCAAAGAAUACAACGAUUUCUUCGAAAUGAUGGAUCACAGUGGAGGAUUUUGGAUGGAGAGGUGGGGUGACGCUCCCAUUCAUUCACUUGCAGCCGGGGCUCUGCUUGCGCCCCGAGACAUUCAUUACUUCCGUGAUUUCGGUUAUCGCCAUACCACGAUCCAGCAUUGCCCUGCGAAUGCCCCGGCAAGGCAACUUCCGCGCAUACCUUAUCUCGAGCGGACUACCGAGGAUGAGAAAGAACGCCAGGAGGAAGAUGAGUACUGGGCCACACCAGAUCCGCCCAAAGAAAACGGCGUCGGUUGCCGGUGCCGCUGUGACACCGAUAUUCGGGAUGUUGAAGGCAAAGAAGGCAGCUGUCUUGCCGAAUGGGUGGAAGUUGCUGGCGGAUGGGCUUCACCCUGA
Molecule: messenger RNA, 1524 nt
Organism: Capronia coronata CBS 617.96
Lineage: Eukaryota; Fungi; Ascomycota; Eurotiomycetes; Chaetothyriales; Herpotrichiellaceae
Product: mannosyltransferase
Exons: 3
Coding region: 1-1524 (507 amino acids)
Biological process (GO): protein N-linked glycosylation; cell wall mannoprotein biosynthetic process
Cellular component (GO): membrane; Golgi apparatus
Molecular function (GO): alpha-1,2-mannosyltransferase activity
Source: RefSeq, a predicted model, not a curated record